GUUCUUAGCAGCUUCCGGGUACGUACGGCCACCCAUAAUGGAUGAUAUAGACAAUAUUAUACUGCAUUCGCUGCGACAGAUCGAUUGUGAUCUGGAUGAAGAUAUACAGGGAUUGGAACAAUUUACGCCUUCUAUUUUAGUUCGAACCGUUACGAAAUGUUUGCUACUAAUCGAUCCUUCCCUGGAUCUGCCCCACACGCUUCCACCGGGAAUGGCACAAAGGUUUACCGUUACGGCGCGGCUAGCGGAAGCUUGUUCGGCCGUAGGAUAUCGGCGCGAUAUCGGAUAUCAAACGUUUCUGUACUCGAAUGUGGCUGAAGUGCGGCGCGUCUUUAUGUUUCUUAUCGAGCAACUUCCCAAAGACACAACCGAUAGCGCCGAUCCGGAAGCACCGUUCGAUCGGGUUACAGAUUUAGAGAAUCGUAUCCUGGAAAAUAUGCGUCAACAGUUGCGCGGCUCUUGGCGUACCGAUGCGUCUCCGUUGGAUCUCAGAAAUUCGUCACUGGGAUGGCCAAGCCGGGCUCGUGCUAACAUUCCCUUCGUAACGCAAAGCGAUGUUACGGCCGAAAUUAAAGAAUAUUGGUUGCGCCGUAGCGGAUUCUGGGAUGAGGAAAAGGAUGAAGUUGAUCGAAAGCUUCCCGAAAGUGCUGUUAAGGCAGAGGAUUCGAUUUUAAAACUACAGGCGUACUAUGCGCAAUAUAAAUCGAAAUCUCCCUUUGCCGAAGACUUGGAUGAGCAUGAAAUGCCCAACAGUUUGGAUCAGCUUGAUGUAGUCCAGCAAGAAAUUGACGCAAUCAAUACGGCCAUCGAAGAGACAAAGCGCGAACAGCGAGAUCUUCUAUCGAAACGUGCGAUUGUUGAGGAGAAUGCGAAUACGUUGGAAAGCGCAGUGGAAAAGUUAAAAGAGGAGAAGAAAAUUAAAGAACGAACGCACAUCCUGCUGGAAAACCCGGAGGUUAACGUGACCAAACUGGAGUCGAUCAUUGCGGCCGCCGGUGAGAAGAUGAAAAAAUUGCAAAGCCAAUGGGAGGCACAUAAGGCACCACUGAUGGCUACACUACAGGAGCAUCAAUCCAAAAAUUCUGACCAAGUUAGUAAAUCUCAGAAAGUGGUUGAUCAGAUCGAGUCUGCACGGCACAAAUCCGAGGAAGUCAUUGUGGAUCUGCAGACCAAGAGCGCCCUACACGCCCGGCUGGUGCAGGAGUACGAGCGGAUGGGUAAAACCGUUAGUCGCACAGCAUACACGAGCCGAAUCCUUGAGAUUGUCGGGAACAUUCGCAAGCAGAAGACGGACAUCGACAAGAUUCUGCACGAUACGCGCAGUCUGCAGAAGGAAAUCAACUCUAUCACUGGUCAGCUCGAUCGUCAAUUCACCGUAACGGAUGAUCUGAUCUUUCGGAACGCAAAGCGGGAUGAGUACUGUAAGCGUGCCUACAUUUUACUGGUCGCCCUGCAUACCGAGUGCAGUGAGCUGAUUGCGCUGGUACAGGAUACUGGCACCGUGAAGCGGGAGGUUCGUGAACUGGAGGAUCAAAUCGAACACGAGAAGGAUCGAAAUGUUGCAGCGAAUCUGACCCAGAUCGGGCAAGAUUUGGAGGAGAUGCAGCAAGAAAGCCGCCAGUUGGAGGAAGCCAUACGCCAGCUGGAAAUGUCCGGGACAUCAGCCAAUGGGAUACAGUGA
Messenger RNA from Anopheles maculipalpis, 1681 nucleotides. Its product is annotated as coiled-coil domain-containing protein 22 homolog. The coding region runs from base 38 to 1681 and encodes 547 amino acids. The transcript is spliced from 5 exons. NCBI's taxonomy places the organism in Eukaryota, Metazoa, Arthropoda, Insecta, Diptera, Culicidae. Gene Ontology annotation, biological process: positive regulation of ubiquitin-dependent protein catabolic process. The record is from RefSeq and is a predicted model, not a curated record. Gene Ontology annotation, molecular function: cullin family protein binding.